AUGGUGGCAGAAUACUCGAGCUAUAUUUUCAACCAUCAUGAUGGAUGGGCAACAUUACCAGAUUUCUUGUUGGAAGAAAUAUUUUCUCGACUUCCACCAAAAUAUCUUGCACGAUGUGCACAGGUUUGCUCAAACUGGUAUCGUCUGGUAAAUUCGGACUAUGCUUGGCAUGAAUUUCAUUUCCAGGAUUUUAUGUUUACCAGGCGACGUUUUACCUUACAUGCUGGAUGGCAAAUGUACAUUGAUCAUCCACGAAUCAGGAUGCUUAUAGUACGGGCAACACCAAAAUGGCGAAAACUUGUGAUUGAACCGAUUACAAUUCUGUUUAAUUUAUACGAAUUUUUUCGUCUCUUAGCAAAUGCACCAAAAGUUUGUGAUGGUAUUUAUGAGAAUGAUAGACCGUUGAAUAAAAUUCGAUCAUUCAGUUUUGAAUGGAGGCUUCAUGUUCACGAAGGAGACCGAGAACAGGAAAUGGUUCAAAUUGGUACCGGUGGUGAAAUGUUACGAUCACUUCUGUUUCUAUUAUCACAGUUGGAUGGACUUGUUGAUUUGGCAUUACGUGAAUUACAGUUGGAAGUUUGGGAAGGUGGCGUUUUCCUUGAUGAGGUAUUAUAUAAAUUCGGAUCACAACUUUCUUCACUUUGUAUUAUCAAUUUUACUGCCACAGCACAAUCAUUUUUACAAGUCAGUUUAUUCCUUGAACUACGUCGUCUGGUUUUAUCGGCACAACAUCUGAAUGAAGAUGUUGUCACCUUAAUUGGUGAUCUCAAACUACUGCAAUCAUUUAUCAUAUAUCAGGUAGGCAGGAAACAGUUUCUGUUACAGAAUGAUAAAACAACUGGUGCAAAACCUGUCAGUAUGAAAACUUGGUUAUUAUUUAAGCAGAAUAAUAAGCAUACAAAAAUUUAUUUACAACAAUCAGGUAACUAUAUAUUAAUUUGUAAUAAACAAUUUUCUUUUGUUUUAUCACAGAGUGUUUGGUAG
Enterobius vermicularis (human pinworm) is the source of this 984-nucleotide messenger RNA. The record is from the annotation of a GenBank genome assembly. Lineage: Eukaryota; Metazoa; Nematoda; Chromadorea; Rhabditida; Oxyuridae.